AUCAGCCCGCGCGGCCGCACGCCGGGCCGCGAGGGGACGGAGCGAGGUCGGUUGCACCAACACCGGUACUUAGGCGUGGAUCGGCGUGCCCUUGGGCUUAGAGAGCGGGACGUCCGGUUUGCGAGCGCGAGCUCUUGUAUCGCGCGCGGAAAAAGCGAUAUAAAAUGGGUGACGUUGAGAAGGGCAAGAAGAUUUUUGUUCAGAAGUGUGCCCAGUGCCAUACUGUGGAAAAGGGAGGCAAGCACAAGACUGGGCCAAACCUCCAUGGUCUAUUUGGGCGAAAGACGGGUCAGGCCCCUGGCUUCUCUUACACAGAUGCCAACAAGAACAAAGGCAUCACCUGGAAAGAGGAAACACUGAUGGAAUAUUUGGAGAAUCCCAAGAAGUACAUCCCUGGAACAAAAAUGAUCUUUGCUGGCAUUAAGAAGAAGACAGAAAGAGAAGAUUUAAUAGCUUAUCUCAAAAAAGCUACUAAUGAGUAAUAGUUGGCCACUGCCUUAUUUAUUACAAAACGGAAAUGUCUCAUGCCCUUUUUUAUGUGUACCAUAUUUAAAUUGAUCUCAUACACUAGAAUUCAGAUCAUGAAUGGCUGAUAGAAUAUUUCUGUUGAACAGUCCUGAUUUAAAUAAGAUUGGCUUGUGGCUAAAUGGAUACAAUAAGCUUUUUGAAUUUUGGUAGUAAUUCUGGUUCAGCAAGUUAUCCCUGUUUUCCCCUUCUAAAGAUGUGAUGGAAUUUGAUUGGUGAUGUUCAGCUUUUCACAGAGAUGUUGAAUGCCAUCUCAAAACCUGUAGGAGAUUGGUUCUAUAUUUAGAUUUAUAUAACUGGUUAUAGUAAUAUAUUUAAAUACUGAGGCAAUCACUGUCUCAGAACAGAGCAAGACUCACCUGUUUCAAGUUUUGUUCAUUAGCCUGUUAAAGGCAAGGGCUGAAGAUAAGCUGGCAGUGUCAACUUUAUCUUUUUGGUCUUAACUAUGCCAAUUCAAUUAAAACUCCCUGUGUCUAAAAUGUUGCCUUUUACUCAAUGAAAGGCAUUUUAGUGUGUUUUAUGUGUAAUAUCAAAUAAAGAGUAUUUAACACUUGUCA
Equus quagga is the source of this 1082-nucleotide messenger RNA. RefSeq names its product cytochrome c. Gene Ontology annotation, biological process: mitochondrial electron transport, cytochrome c to oxygen; mitochondrial electron transport, ubiquinol to cytochrome c. The transcript has 3 exons. The record is from RefSeq and is a predicted model, not a curated record. The coding region runs from base 165 to 482 and encodes 105 amino acids. Gene Ontology annotation, cellular component: mitochondrial intermembrane space. NCBI's taxonomy places the organism in Eukaryota, Metazoa, Chordata, Mammalia, Perissodactyla, Equidae. Gene Ontology annotation, molecular function: electron transfer activity; heme binding.